CGAGUCACGUGACCGCCGCCAGUCCCUGUAAUGGCUUCCUGCAUCGGCUCCCUGCUCACCGUCUGAAAACAUGGACAACUGUGGGUCAAAGAGAAACACGGUUACCCAUAGAUGCUACAGAGGCAUUCUCAGACAUCUCCGAAAAAAAUAUCAGGCAAAUGUGAGAAGGAGAGCAAAGCACUCGAAAUAACGGAAUAUGCUGUUAUACCAGUUACCAGACGACAUACUAUACCUCGUUCUCUCUUAUUUGGACUGCAAGUCUUUGAGCCGUUUGUCCCAAGUUUGCAAGAAAAUUCACAAUUUCGCUAACCGUGACGCAGUUUGGAGGAGUAUAGCUAGAGAAUGCAUCAACACGGGAAUGACCAGACAAGGGACAGAUAUGUACCCCCAGAUCCCCCUAAAGGACCGGGUGAGGGUGUCACAGAACUGGAGGAGGGGACAUCAUCGGAAAGAGGUCUUGCUGAAGUGGAAGACAAAUUUGUUGCCAUGGAUACAGCUGGACCGAGAUGUCCUGUAUCUGUCUCAGGCGGCAGACAUCGGGGCAUACCACCUCCGAAUGGAGGGGGGGAGAAUCCGCAGGCCUGCAGCUGUGUAUUCAGGACACCAGGAGGAUGUGUGCAGAUUUGUUUUGACAGACACACACCUCAUCAGUGCCGGAGGAGAUGGGAAGAUUAUUGCUCACCACCGGUGGGGUUGCCAGUGGGUCGAGUUGUGUGGCCACGGGCAGGAAGUGAACUGUGUUGACAGCCAGGGCGGGGUCAUCGUCAGUGGCUCGAGAGACCGCACAGCACGGGUGUGGACACUGUCGUCGGAGCAGCUUGGAGGAUGUUUACACACGAUCCCCAUGUUGGACAGAGUGUGGUCUGUGGCCAUUAGUCCAUCCCAGAGCUCCUUCGUGACAGGGACGGCGUGCUGCGAGAACUCCACUCCUCUGCGCAUCUGGGACACAGAGAGGGGUCAGCUGGUAACAUGUCUGGGAGGGCAGUUUCGGCACGGAGCAGGCGUACUGGACGUGGCGUUCGAGUCGCCCGCCCUGCUCCUCAGUUGCGGCCAUGACACCUACAUUCGCUACUGGGACUUGAGGACCAGCGCCAGGAAUUGUGUCAUGCAGUGGGAGGAGCCUCAUGAUUGCGCUCUGUACUGCAUCCAAAGUGACGGAAACCACAUGAUCGCCAGUGGCUCCUCCUACUACGGCGUUGUGCGUCUGUGGGACAAACGCCACACCCGGUGCUUGCAGUCAUUCCAGCUGUCGCCACCCACCAGCAGCCCUGUGUACUGCCUACGCUUCAACACAUCUCACCUGUACACCGCCCUGGCCACCGCGCUCUUUGCUCUGGACUUUCGGGGUCAUGUGACCAAGGUCAGGAGAUGAGGGAGAUCAUGAGCCACCAGCAGGAGCCUCCUGACAUCGGCCUUGGACCCAAGUGUGCAGCCCUUUGGAGGGUGGGGAGUCUUGUGUUUCUUUGUGAUUGCAUGUUCUACAGAGCUCUGGAUUAGAAGAUUGGACAUCGCCUCCCAGAACUUGUAGACCGUACAAACCAGGCAGUGAGAGCUUCUGCUUCUCCAAAGGGGUCCAGUGCACUGAACCUUUCCCUUUGUGACCCAUUGCUUGUCAUGGGAUGGAAGCUUCUGUUCCACUAACCCAAAUGUAUUGGGCAGCAGAUCUCCUUGUUCCCCACUGACAGAGCAUCAAUACCAACAUGUCAAGCCCCUUGGUGACUGAUGGAUUUCCCUCCUUAAUUAUUUAGGGGCAGUUGGCCAUUAGGAGGUUAGAUGAAGCAUCCGGGCUGUUUUUGCCACUAAAGAAUACUGCCGUGGUUAGAAUUUAGUCAUACAUCACGGACGUAUGACUUGGUGCUCAUAAGCAUCCGAAUAAUGCAGAUAUGCUAUGGAGAAUAUCAGGUUACCACUGUCACCCUCUGAAAUGUACCCCUAGGUGUCCUGUUUUUCAAAUAAAGUUACAAAAUUUGGAUGCGGGCUUCUCUAUGUUGGAAGACACAAAUGUCAACCUGCAUUAUCUUGUUUUUGGGGAGGGGGGCUGCAUCAUGGUUGUGGUCUACAGCACUGUCAGUGUCAGAACAGGCCGAAACACGCCCGACGCUGGUAAUCCCGGUGCCUCGGAAAACAAAUUUCUUGUCCUAUUGAUGUUAAAGCCCUGGGAUUUGGCUGCUAUUGAAGAGCACGCUCGAGGAUGUCGCUAGGCUAUGCUAGCCUCGACUCAGACACCGUAGGGCAUGCGGGGAUAUACCCAUAUAAGAACCUUAUGGCUGGAGAUGACUCUUGAAAUCCUGGGGGCCAAAACAGUGCUCUUUUAUUCAUUUUAAUGUUACAUGAUCAUUCAAAAAUGCUGCUAAAUUGGACGUCUUACUCGCGAUAGUAAACUACAAGUGAGAGAUGUUAAUUUCAGCUGGUUAGAAAAUUUUAAACUUUUUGAUGCCAUCUCCUUUGCCUUAAAGCAUGGAACUAUUUUUGAAUUUAAAAAAUAAAAUGUGGAAGAAAUCA
This is a messenger RNA of Paramormyrops kingsleyae, 2502 nucleotides long. It is a transcript of the gene fbxw4, whose product is annotated as F-box and WD repeat domain containing 4. Gene Ontology annotation, cellular component: SCF ubiquitin ligase complex. Gene Ontology annotation, biological process: SCF-dependent proteasomal ubiquitin-dependent protein catabolic process. The record is from RefSeq and is a predicted model, not a curated record. NCBI's taxonomy places the organism in Eukaryota, Metazoa, Chordata, Actinopteri, Osteoglossiformes, Mormyridae. Gene Ontology annotation, molecular function: protein binding.